Messenger RNA from Salvia splendens (bonfire salvia), 555 nucleotides. RefSeq names its product mavicyanin. The transcript has 2 exons. Gene Ontology annotation, cellular component: plasma membrane. The record is from RefSeq and is a predicted model, not a curated record. Gene Ontology annotation, molecular function: electron transfer activity. Bases 1 to 555 code for a protein of 184 amino acids. Lineage: Eukaryota; Viridiplantae; Streptophyta; Magnoliopsida; Lamiales; Lamiaceae.
AUGGCUUCCACCGCAGCUACUUUCCUCCUCGCCGCCUCAUUCGCUAUCAUGGCUGCCUCAGCCUUCCAGUUUGAGGUCGCAGACGAUAUCGGAUGGUCCAAACCCACCGGAAAAGAGCGCGAGACGUACAACGAAUGGGCCGCGCAAAAUAGGUUCCACAUCCGAGACACACUCCAUUUCCACUACGCGAAAGACUCGGUGCUGGUGGUCACCUCCGCGGACUAUCUAGCGUGCAACGCGUCGAAUCCCAUCGCUGAAUUCGACGACGGAAGCACGGUUUACGAGCUAGACAGGCCGGGCUUCUUUUACUUCAUCAGCGGGCAGCCCGGCCACUGCAAGUCGGGCCAGAGGCUCAUAGUACGUGUCAUGCAUCCUUUGCCUCCUGCUGCUGCGCCCGACCUUGCGCCGGAACUUCCACCUUCCUUGGCGCCGUCGGGCGAGGGCGAUGGGGAUUCGAGGUGGCCGGAGUUUAGUUCGACUGCGAAAUUGUCAGUUGUUUCCUACUUCGUUGCUGCUUUUGUAGCACUUCUUGUCACGCUCUACCUCUUCGUGUAG